ACAAACCUACACCGGCUCAGAAAGACGUUCUCUCUCUUGCAGCUCACUCACACACUCACACACUCACACCACCCACUGGCUGUGGAUUCUCCAUCUUAUUCCAUCUGCAGGGCCGUUUUGCUGGAGAGCCGGCCAAACCCGCCUCAGGGAGCAGGAGAGUGGAGAACAACAUGUGACCGGUCCGUGUGCCUCUGUCGACAGCAUGCUCGGCCUCCACCGGACCUUGGUGCUCUGCUCCUGGUGUUUUUUGCUACUACGCGGACGGACUGCGGCCGACGAAGAGGCCCUCUGGGGACCAACACCAACGAGGGAAAAGCCACCUGAAAUCAAACCAGGCUGGUUUUGGACCCCGUCACUGCCGAAGCUCCCUUCCUUUCCCUCACUGCCCUUCCGCAUCCCCUUCUACCCGAGCUCGGACGGCGAGAACGAGGACGCGGCGUUGACCACAAUCGCAGAGGGGCUGACAGAAACAUUUGAUCACUCGCAAGACUUGGGUUCAGGGGGAGGGAGCGAUUCUGAGGCAUCUGAAACACCCACCACUUCGACCCAGGGGCUCCCGGUCAGCGUGACAGAGAUAAGAACCCAAUCCCUUCCCACGGGGACAUCAGAUUCUCCACACGGCAGCACAGCGCGGACCGACAAUGACACUCUUGUCUCAGACUCCCACUCUCCCACAGGCAGCUCUAUCAGAAGGCCUCUGCUCACCAACAGUCCCGCCAGCAGCACAAACGCUCCUGAACAAAACGCAACACAUGGCCACCCCCCGCAGGGCAUCACGCAGGCAGCCGGACCCAGCAUGGGUGCCACUGCGCAACACCUCCCGGAGGAACACACCGAUGAGGAGGUGGCUGAAGAGCUUGCAGGGAAGACCUCCUCGACGAUAGCGCCCGAAACUACAGUCCCCACUGCCCUGACAUGGGCGGCAGCCCAACCCUCCACAACAAACCCAGGACUGGUCGCGACCACGCGGACCAGCAGACACACUCCGAGGCCUGUCACGCCCCCCACGUCCUCAGAGACAGCAUUUGUCAGAAAACCACACGACUCGACCGUUAGUUUUACCCUCCGCGCUGUGGAGGCCGCAACGGCAGAAACCCACCCCGCUCCGAGGGCGGCUGACCGGAGCUUCUCCGAGGCCGGGUCGGGGCCCGUGGAGGAACAGCCGGGGGCAGCCACCACCGCCACGGGGAUCGACCACAAACUAGUGCUGGAAUCCAUAACAAGCACAACCCAGAGCCAAAGGGUUAACUUCCCAAUAGCAAGAGAGCUGCCGGGCCAAGAGGAUAAGGAGGAUGAGGAGGCUGAGGAAGGCGUGGUGUCUUCUGCUGCGGAUGGGGAUGUGGACGACGGGAGGCUGGCAGACAUUUCCACGCCAUCCGCAAAGCUGCUGACAACAUCCCCGCCUCGGAGCACCGGCAUUCCCACGGAAACGCCGCGUAUUCCCCUCGACACUGAAGACUGGCUGUCCGACACGGUGGACAGCGGCGUCACCUUCCUUCCCGACUGCAACCAAGAGCGCUCCGGGAUCUGCAACCUCUCAGACACCUGGGUCUCCACCGCCGCCUCGGACGCCGGGCCCACACAAAACACCACUGCCGCCAACCAAUCGAUCGACCCUCUCCUAGUCCCGGCGCCGCCCAUGCUGGUGCCCCUGUACACUGACUGGAACAGUGCCAUGGCGGCCUGGGGCCUGGCCUGGGAGGCACAUGUCUACGGCGCCGGUUGUGUCUUUGCGAUGCUCACACUAGCCUCGGCGCUCAACCUGCUCUGCCUGCCGCUGCGGUGCCCGUCUGGAUGUGGCUACUUCGCCCUGGUCAGCCUGUUCCUCCUGGCCGCUGGCUGCACCCGGUCCUUCUCCCUCCUGUACGACGCCUACGGCCACCAGGAUCGCUUACCCUUCACAGAGGCCUCGCUGAUGCUCUACGAGGCGCCGUUUCCGUGCCUGACUGCGGCUUUCGGCCUGGUUUUCCUCCUCCUCUCCAUGCGCUCAAGAAUGCAGCUCUCCUACUCAGCCUUCCAGAGACCCUGUGUCCUGGCCUGCCUGGUUGUCCUGCACUUUGCAGCUGCAUUCGGUCCAGUGGCGUUACUGAAGUUCUACCAGCAGAAGCCUCCCCUUUGCCUCUUUCUUUCGCUCAUCUCCCGUGGAGCCUUUGUCGUGCUGGCCACAUUUCUGUCCACGGCCUAUUUUGUGUUCUACAUCUACGUGCGGGCCGACUCGAAGCACAUCUACCACCUGAACAACACUUCUCCCACACCCGCAGAACGCUACAACCGCUGCCCCUUCGCCGAGAGUCGGGAUUGGAACCGUGCGGCUGUAACUGUCUGUCUUGCAGCACUGUUUUCCUUGGCGUGUGCAGGACUGCAGUUGUAUGCCAUGCUCAAUGCAAUGGGCGUUGCAGGUGGAGAGGAGGUGUUCCACCCCUGGCCCUGGUGGGCUUUUCAGUUUAGCUGCAGACUGUGUGAGCUUGGGGUCUGUCUCACCUUAGCCUUGGUGGUCGCACAGCCAGUCUACUGUUCGGACCACCUUCCAGCUGCAGGAAGUUGCUGGACUGAACUGUUGGCGUCCAAAUCGUCCAUUCUGCCUGGGAGCUACCAGUGGACCCUGAGCCAGCAGGAGAAACUCGCCAUUGUUGAUACAGUUGGGCUGGGCGAGACGGAGAGCCUUCCCCUUUACACUCUGAUGGAUGAAAGGCUCGGUAGCAGCCUUAACGGCCUGGACCUCCUCUACCACAGCAACCGGGCCCUGGCAUACAGAGACCUGGACAUGGACUUACAAGGGUCAGAAAAACCUGAUGACGGAGGAGGUAGAGCGCCAUCAGGCGGAUCCUCAUUCACCAGUGACUCCACCGCAGAUCUGCGGCCACCUUCGCCCAUUAACCUGCGUCGCAGCAUAGAUGAGGCGCUCUUCAGUGAGGCCCUCUUUCCCAUGAGUCUCUUUAGUCCCACUAGGCCCAUUCGCCUGAGUGACCUAUCUAUAAACAACCACAGUGUACAUCCGAGCAACAGCCUCCAUGAUCCUCUCUCAGCUGACCCCGGCCUUUAUCGGACUUCUUCCUGCGUGGAGAUGGCCAGUCAACCUCAGCCCCCCACCACCAAAUCUCAAGGAGAAACCGUCGUUGGCGCUCCACUAUCUCCCUCCCUGUCGCCCUCCUCCUCCAGCUGUUCAUCUCCCGAACGCUGGAGGGGCAGUUCUUCCUCGUGUUCCUUCUACAGAACCUCUCUCGGGGGCUCCUCACUGGUCCUCUGCCCGACCCCAGAGAGACAUGCUCAGCAAUCACGCCAUCAAGGGGACACGGGCCACGUGGCGUCCUCUGGCCACCAGGCCCAUGCUGACCCACAGAGGCACUAUCAUACACUGGGGGCAGCUUCACAGGAGAGCCUGGACCUGUCGUCUGAGGCGGACCGAUCGGUGCAAGAGGAGUUCAUCAGUGUUUGCAGACAAAUCGAUGCUUUGAGCAUCUGCAGUGAGACUAUUGAUCUAUAAAAGGACAGUCUAGUCAAACAAGGGUUACAUUGAGGACUUACUGAGAAGGGCCAGCAAGUUGAUGGUCAUGUUUUUUUUUUUUAUAGCCUACUUGGUAGUGCAUGGUAGCUAUUGCAUUCCACAUAAAAGACCCAUUGCUGCCAAAUUAGUUUUGGUGGUUGAUAAGCUUUCUGAUGUGGUCAUUAGAGAAUGUCUAUGAGGGUCCAAGUGCCAAGAAAGUCAAAAGCCAAAAUGUAAUUUGUAACUUUUUACAUGUUUGAUAAAGGAUGGUGACGUUUGAUACAGAACAAAUAACAUUUACCGAGUGACGAUAGCAGGCUUUUGUUUGUACAAUGUUUAUAUUGCUUUCCGACAUUCCAAUAGAUCGUACUGUGACCGAAUUAAGCACUUAAUAAAAUACUACUGAAGCUAAAACACUAUUAAAAUCAGCAGAAUAUAACUGCCGUUCAAUUCCAUGUUGAAAUUGGAAUUGGAAUAUAAUUUGCCAAAUCAUAAACUCUUCAUACCAAUUUCCAACCAUCCAUUAUCUAUACUGCUUGGAGCCAAGACUACUAAUAUGCUGUACAUCAAACUUGGGAGUUGUGGUACAGCAGCGCCAUCUACUGGCAAAACCCACCGUGUUACCUCUGCUCCACAUUUAUCACCAAAGGACUGUGCUUUCACAUAUACCGACAGAAUCCAUGACUUACUAAUUUAUUUAUGUUCAAAAUAUAACUCCUCAACACAUUGUUUAAUAAAGUUUUUUUUUUUUUU
Scophthalmus maximus (turbot) is the source of this 4237-nucleotide messenger RNA. It is a transcript of the gene prrt4b, whose product is annotated as proline rich transmembrane protein 4b. The transcript is spliced from 4 exons. The record is from RefSeq and is a predicted model, not a curated record. The coding region runs from base 203 to 3484 and encodes 1093 amino acids. Lineage: Eukaryota; Metazoa; Chordata; Actinopteri; Pleuronectiformes; Scophthalmidae.